GCGGGCGCGGUAAAGGCGGUGCCGAGCGGGGGCCGCGCUCAGUCUGGCCGCCUGCGGGCUGCGCGGCGCCGCGGCCGCCCCCGGAGCGCUCUGCCCAUGGGGCAGCCAAGCCGAGCCCUCGGCACUGUCCCCCGCCGCCGGGAGCUGCGCUAGGGCGGCAGAUCCCGGAGACAGCUGGAUCAUUCUGAGAUGAGCCACCCGUAACUGGGGCUGGCCUCGUUGCCAGGGCUCCCUGCCCCGCGAGGAUGAGGAGCUGUCUGCCGGCCUAACAGUAAGGUUUUGUGGCGGUGGUUGUUCUACUGUUCCCAAACACCGUGAGAUUUCAUGUGACAGCGGAGCCGCUUCCUGCACCCUCCGUGUGCCGCCUGGCAGCCAAGGGCUCGGCGGGGCAGGGCCACCACCAUGGCGGCGAAGCAGCCCCCGCCGCUGAUGAAGAAGCACAGCCAGACCGACCUGGUGAGCAGGCUGAAGACACGCAAGAUCCUGGGCGUCGGCGGGGAGGAUGACGACGGCGAGGUCCAUCGCUCAAAGAUUAGCCAAGUACUGGGAAAUGAAAUCAAGUUUGCUGUCCGGGAACCACUGGGACUCAGGGUCUGGCAGCUGGUUUCCGCCAUCAUGUUUUCCGGGGUCGCCAUCAUGGCCCUGGCUUUCCCUGACCAGCUCUUUGAUGCCAUCUUUGAGGAGGAAUCGGUGAGCAGCAAGACUCCCAUCCGGCUCUACGGAGGAGCCCUCCUCAGCAUCGCGCUCAUCAUGUGGAACGCGCUGUACACCGCCGAGAAGGCCAUCAUCCGCUGGAGCCUGCUGGCCGAGGCCUGCUACUUCGCCGUGCAGUUCCUGGUUACCACUGUCUCCCUGGUUGAGAGCAGCCGGAUAGCCACAGGUGCCGUGCUCCUCCUGGUCAGCCGAGCCCUCUUCAUCCUCGUCAGCAUUUAUUAUUAUUACCAAGUUGGACGUCGUCCCAAGAAAGUCUAAUUCCUGGGCUUUUUUGUUACGGGAAAGGUGGGAGGGGGGAGUUUGUGUCGGUAAUUUUGCAUUAUAAUUAUAAUUUUUUUUAAUUUUC
Messenger RNA from Prinia subflava (tawny-flanked prinia), 1060 nucleotides. RefSeq names its product tumor protein p53 inducible protein 11 (gene TP53I11). Lineage: Eukaryota; Metazoa; Chordata; Aves; Passeriformes; Cisticolidae. The record is from RefSeq and is a predicted model, not a curated record. The coding region runs from base 403 to 972 and encodes 189 amino acids. The transcript is spliced from 7 exons.